Polypterus senegalus (gray bichir) is the source of this 1120-nucleotide messenger RNA. It is a transcript of the gene prr15lb, whose product is annotated as proline rich 15 like b. Lineage: Eukaryota; Metazoa; Chordata; Cladistia; Polypteriformes; Polypteridae. Bases 261 to 572 code for a protein of 103 amino acids. The record is from RefSeq and is a predicted model, not a curated record. The transcript is spliced from 2 exons.
CCCAGAGAGAGCGAGCGAGCGAGCGAGAGCACACCUGUGCGAUCCACCUGAACCUGAGAGAGUGUGUAGAAGCGGACAUACAGAAAGACAGCGCUCUCCUGCCUCGCUCUGCCUACCAGUCCGGGAUGAUUUCACGUCCAUACUGACAACUACUUGGUUACCCCAGUCCUGCCAAGGAGGAUCCGCUAUCACUCCCUUGUCUGUCAGUGCACAGGGAGCAUCCCAACUUCAUUGCCUUCUUGUCCAGGGCCAGCUGAAGAAUGGCAGAUCCCGCAAACAGCUGGUGGAAACUGACGUUCCUCCGCAAGAAGAAGUCAGAGGCCAAAGUUCUGUACGAGAUCCCAGCCGAAUAUGGCAGCAACCUCGAGAACACAGAAGCCGGCACAGAGGACAGCCAGUUCAACGCCCGGCUGGAGAAGAUUGUGGACAAGUCAGCUACCAAGGGCCGCCAUGUCAAAGUGUCCCACUCGGGCCGCUUUAAAGAGAAGAAGAAAGUGCGAGCCUGCUUGGCUGAAAACCCCAACCUGUUCCCCGAGCACGUGGACUGUGAGAAUCACAAAGAGGAGAAAUAGGAGGAUAUGAGCGAGAGGCAAAAAAAAGACAUGACCACUCCAGGCGUGAGGACCUCCAUUAGAUCAGACCUUCAAGGAUUCAGGUCCUUAAUGUGAUCUUGUGGUCUUUCAGGAUGGAAAGCCAUAAAGCUUUUGAAAGACGAAGUCCACACCAAGACCUGGAGGUAAAACUUGUACCAAGAAUCAGGCCCACCUUGGCUGAUUUUCAGUGCCUCUUAUUCUUAUGUUUAUUACUGCAUUACAAGGACAGCACUGGUCAUCACGAUUGCGGUGGUAAGCCCUUCUUAUGGCGCUUUUUAGUUCUUUGUCUGCAUUAAAAAAAUGAAUAAAUUAAACUCACCAACAAGGACAGGAAAGUGAUCCAAGUCUCCGGCCUCACCAGAAUCUGUGUGUGAAAAUAGAAAAAAGAAAAUGACUGUGCUUGUUGUGCUGAGAGGACCGCUCUAAUAAAGCAGAAAGCGCUCAGAAGAUGAACGAUAAAACGACGUCCUUAAAACAGGAUGAACCAAAUAAAACCGCAAGAACAAAAGUUAUUAUUUAAAAAAAAA